Messenger RNA from Rhineura floridana, 3419 nucleotides. It is a transcript of the gene AP1G2, whose product is annotated as adaptor related protein complex 1 subunit gamma 2. Gene Ontology annotation, cellular component: AP-1 adaptor complex; Golgi apparatus; membrane coat. Gene Ontology annotation, molecular function: clathrin-cargo adaptor activity. NCBI's taxonomy places the organism in Eukaryota, Metazoa, Chordata, Lepidosauria, Squamata, Rhineuridae. The record is from RefSeq and is a predicted model, not a curated record. Gene Ontology annotation, biological process: receptor-mediated endocytosis; intracellular protein transport; Golgi to vacuole transport.
GGUCUGGCCAGCAGAGGGCAAUCAUGGGUCCAGAUAGCUGCAAACGCUCAGGUGAGCUUACCAGGAUGCCAGAAGCACCCCUCACAUUACCAGUCCUAAUCCGGACAAUACGGAAUGCACGGACCCAGGCAGAGGAGCGUGAGCUUGUCCAACGAGAAAGCGCCAAGAUUCGGGGGGCCUUUCGGGGAGAUGAGCCUGACACCCGUGCCUCCAAUUUAGCCAAGUUGCUGUACAUCCACAUAUUGGGAUACCCUGCCCAUUUUGGACAGAUGGAAUGCCUGAAGUUAAUUGCCUCCCACCGAUUCCACGAAAAGAGGAUUGGCUACCUUGGCGCUGCCCUCCUGUUGGAUGAGAAGCAGGACACUCACCUUCUCCUGACCAAUAGCAUCAAGAAUGACCUCCUGCACUCUAGCGCCUGGGUGCAGGGCUUAGCUCUGAGUACCUUGGGCUCUUUGGGCUCUGUGGCGAUGCUGCGGGAUUUGGCCGGGGAGGUGAUACAGCUAGCCAGGGCUGGGCAGCCCUCCGUGCGAAGGAAGGCUGUGGUCUGCGCUGUACACGUAAUCCGGAAGGUGCCAGAUCUUAUCGAUCUGUUCACUCAAAUCGGAGAACAGCUGUUGACCGAACGAAGUCAUGGCAUUCUGCACGGGGCCGUCAUGUUGAUCGCAGAGAUGUGUCAGCAAAGCCUGCAAGCUCUGGAACACUUCUGCAAGUUUGUGCCCCAGUUGGUCAUGACACUGCGUAACCUGGUUGUGGCUGGGUACUCUCCGGAUAACAGUAUCUCAGGAAUCAGCGACCCUUUCCUGCAGGUACAGAUCCUGCGGCUGCUAAGGAUUCUGGGGCAAGACAAUAGGGAUGCCAGCGACGCCAUGAAUGACUCCUUGGCUCAGGUGGACACAAUAGGUGGCACCAACACGGAGACGACACGGAACGUGGGCAAUGCCAUCUUGUACGAGACAGUUCUGCCCAUCAUGGGCGUGCGUUCGACCAGCGGUCUGAGGGUUCUCGCUAUUAAUAUCCUUGGCCGAUUCCUCCUUAACAAGGAUCGGAAUAUCAGAUAUGUCGCUCUAACAUCUCUACAGAAAUUGUUGCAAGUAGAGAACAGCGCUGUUCAGAGACACCGGGGCACAGUCCUUGAAUGUCUGGCCGACCCGGAUCCAACUGUGAAGAGGCGAGCCCUACAGCUUAGCCUCGCCCUGGUGAACAGCAGCAAUGUGAGGACGACCAUUAAGGAACUACUGCUUUUCCUUGAGACCUGUGCCCUGGACCUGAAGGCGGACUGUGCUUCCGGAAUAUUCCUGGCCGCUGAGAAGUUUGCACCCAGCAAGCGUUGGCACAUAGACACCAUCCUCCAGGUUCUGACCAUGGCUGGCUCCUACGUACGUGACGACGCAGUGCCCAAUCUCAUCCACCUGAUUGGAGGUGCAAAGGAGCUUCAUGGCUAUGCAGUUCAGCAGUUGUACAAAGCCCUGACCCAAGAUAUCUCUCAGCAACCCUUGGUUCAAGUGGCGACCUGGUGCAUCGGUGAAUACGGCAACCUCUUAGUGGACAGCAGCUGUGAAGAGGUGGAGGCCAUCCAGGUGGACCCAGAGGAGAUGCUGUCCCUGUUGGAAAGGGUGCUGCAGUCGCACUUCUCCCUGCCGAGCACCAGGGGCUAUGCCCUCACUGCCCUCAUGAAACUUGGGACCCGUCUCCGGGGCAAUGACAUCAACGGCAUCCGGAGAUUGGUUUCCAUUUACUGUAGCUGCCACGAUGUUGAACUUCAGCAGCGGGCUGUGGAAUACAAUGCCCUCUUCCGGAAGUACGACCACCUCAGAGCAUCUGUACUGGAGAAGAUGCCCGUAGUGGACAAAACUGGUUACAGUGAGGAAGGAAGCGAACAAGAACAGAGUGAAAGAGAGGAUGUUGCACCUCGCAUCCUGGAGGUGGCGCCAGCAUCCAGCAACCCCAAGCAACAGGAAUCUAGCCAGGUCUCUGACCUCUUGGAUCUCCUUGGGAGCCCCGCAGAUUCCUCUGCAGCCCAGCCCAGCACGGUCACUCCGGUAGCGGAAUCUUUCCUUGAUUUGCUUGGGGCUCUAAAACCCCCAGCUGCCGGCUCCUCCCGCAUGGCUGUAUAUGAGCGAGAUGGACUGCUGGUUGAAUUCUUGAUGGAUCGCCCACCUCUGGAACCCACAUUGCUGCUGAUCACCGCCACGGUCUCCAACAGAACCCCCAAUGACAUUGCCGGGUUUUCUCUACAAGUGGCUGUCCCCAAGUCCUUCCAGGUGGAGUUGUUGGCCCCUAGCAGUUCUACAGUCCUGGGCCAGGGUGGCCCCCCAGUCACUCAGCUCAUCCGAGUGUUGAACCCAAAGAAGCUCCCACUACGCAUGCGGUUACGGCUUGCCUACACUCUACCCUCUGGGGCGCUGGUACAACAGAUUGAGGAAAUCAGCUCAUUCCCAGAGGCUGCCUGGAAAUGAACAGCAAGCAGCCCCCCUUACCUCUCCCCACUCUCAGUUCCCCCUAAACAGACUCCACAAGAAGAAAAAACUCUUGCAAUUACAGCAUCUUACCACAAGCUGGCAUCUUUGUUUUAUCUGGGCACCCCAAGUAAUAACACACCUAAUCACUGAAUCAGAGGAGAAGGGGGGCGCAGGAAGGGGCCACAAGAAAGAUCCCUGAAAGAGCAAGAACAAGAAAUGGGGGGAUAGAGUGAGAGAGAAGGGAAUCCCCAUCUCAGACAGCCCUGAUUUCUCCCUCCUCACUCUCAGCUGCUGGCAAAUCAAUUCAAUUGAUCAGCUAGAUGGGGAAAUUCCACAACAACUGAGUGAGACUAAAUGGAAAUCAAUGGAGAUAAAGAGUGGGGUGGGGUGAGGAGGAGGGGGAGGCAAGAACCCUCUUAAUAAAAACAAACAUAGUACCACCAGUCCCUCUUCAUUACCCAAGUCAGUUUUUCUAUCCCAGUUGGAUUACAUUAUAGGCACCAGGACCCCCCACCUUCCUUCUCCUUCAGCUGCAGGCCUUGGGGCUAGAAGGGCCACUGUGGAUCACACCACAGUAGCAGUGUGAGAACCACUCCCUGGAGGCAGAGUGAGGGGUCUGUGUCCUUCCGCAUCCUGUCAGGCAGUAUUGCAACCUGCUGGGGCAAUGAGUUCCACAGAUCCAUAGUAUAUUACAUCAACCUUCCCAAGCUGGUGCCCUCCUGACGAUUGGGACUACAACUCCCAGCAGCCCCAGUCAGAGUUGUAGCCUAAGGAUACUAGGAAGGCAAAGGCCAUACUAAGAUGCAAGCCCGUUGGGUGUGAUGGUUUUGCUCCAAAGGCUGCCCUCCAUGCAGAAUGUGAGAUUCCCUUCUUUCCCCACCCACCUGCCUCUCAAAUGUUGUCCCUUUCACUCUCGUUGGAUGCCUUUGAGGUCUGCGUGUGAAUAAACGCCUUUUCCAA